Cyphellophora europaea CBS 101466 is the source of this 1446-nucleotide messenger RNA. RefSeq lists its product as uncharacterized. The record is from RefSeq and is a predicted model, not a curated record. Gene Ontology annotation, molecular function: transmembrane transporter activity. Gene Ontology annotation, biological process: transmembrane transport. The transcript has a single exon. The coding region runs from base 1 to 1446 and encodes 481 amino acids. NCBI's taxonomy places the organism in Eukaryota, Fungi, Ascomycota, Eurotiomycetes, Chaetothyriales, Cyphellophoraceae.
AUGGAUACCGAGGAGAUUCAGCAAAGGCCUUCGGCUGCCGACGUUGAAACGGGGCGCCGCCGCAGCAUCGCCAAUAAGGGCUUGACCGGCGCGUCGGCUCUGACGGUCAAGCAGUCCAUCCUACCCAUCGCUCUCGUUACCUUGCUCUUCUUUCUUUGGGGCUUCGCCUACGGUCUCCUCGAUGUCCUGAACUCCAAGUUCCAGACUGCUCUCAACAUCACCGCCGCAAAAGCUGGCGGCCUUCAGGGUUCCUACUUCGGUGCUUAUUUCAUUGGCCCACUGACAUACUCUGGGUGGCUGGUGCGCAAGUUUGGCUACCGCUGGACCUUCAUUGUUGGUCUCUGCAUCUAUGGAGUUGGCGCUCUGAUGUUCUGGCCCUCUGCCGUCUACUCGUCCUUUGGCGGCUUCUGCGGCUCGCUCUUCAUCGUCGGCUCUGGGCUGUCGACGCUCGAGACUUCGGCCAACCCGUUCAUCGCCACCUGCGGUCCUCCCCGCCUGUCCGAGUUCCGCCUCGAGAUUUCGCAGUCCUUUCAAGCCAUCGGCUCUGUCAUCGCUCCGCUACUGGCAUCCCGCGUCUUCUUCAAGGACACCAACCUGACUGACCUGUCCCACGUGCAGUGGACGUACGUCGGCAUCGCAGCCUUCGUCUUCCUACUAGCCGUCGUCUUCUUCUUCACCCCACUUCCCGAAGUUACCGAUGCCGACAUGGCUCUUCAAGCCGAGCAGUGCGCCGACUUAACCGGUUACGAGGAGAAGCCUCUGCGAAAGCAGUACAAGCUGUUCUUUGGUGUUGCGGCCCAGUUCACCUACGUGGGUGCCCAAGUCGCCGUUGCCUCGCAGUUCAUCAACUACACCAUCGAGUCGGCCGGUCUUACCCACGCCGCAGCUUCUGACCGAUACGCCAUCGGCCAGGCACUGUUCGCCAUCGGUCGUUUCGCCGCGGCCGGCAUGUUCAUGUUCAUCAAGCCGCGCAUCGUGCUGAUGGUGUUCAUGACGGCCAUCAUGAUCUUCCUUGCCUGUGCGAUGGGCGUCUGGGGUGAGGGUGGCGUGGCCCUGCUCUCCCUGGUCUUGUUCUUUGAGUCCUGUAUUUUCCCCACCAUCUUCACGCUCUCGAUCCGCGGCCUCGGUCGUCACACCAAGCGUGGCUCCUCGUGGAUCGUCGCCGCCGUCAGCGGUGGUGCACUGUUCCCGUCUCUGACAGGCCUGGCGGCCGAUGCGUCCGACUAUCACAAGGCCAUGGGUGUUCCGUUGGCCGGCAUGUUCGUCUCCUUCGUCUUUCCCAUCUACUUGAACACCGUCUGCCGCAAGGAACUGGAUGGCUUCCGCGCCACACAAAUCGGCUACCAUGACGAACGACGUGGCACCAUCAUUGGUGAUGUCAACGAUCUCGAGACCAUGGAGGCCAUGACUAAGCGCCAGUCCUCACUUCACACCGAAAAGGUGUAA